Messenger RNA from Cydia amplana, 1638 nucleotides. RefSeq names its product pickpocket protein 28-like. Gene Ontology annotation, biological process: sodium ion transmembrane transport. Lineage: Eukaryota; Metazoa; Arthropoda; Insecta; Lepidoptera; Tortricidae. The transcript is spliced from 10 exons. Gene Ontology annotation, cellular component: plasma membrane. Bases 7 to 1638 code for a protein of 543 amino acids. Gene Ontology annotation, molecular function: ligand-gated sodium channel activity. The record is from RefSeq and is a predicted model, not a curated record.
AUCAAAAUGGACAAGUUCAACAUGAACCGAAACAACACGUGGUGGCAAAAAUACAGGCACGCCAAGAACCAUCACAGCCGGCUGAGUAUGGAGAUGGUUCUACGCAAGAGCUUCGCGCAGGUGCUGAGGGACUAUGUGCAGCACUGCUCACUCGCGGGGCUCAAGCAGGUGUGCGAGCGGGACAUCCCGAUCAGGCAUCGAAUUUUCUGGACCUUCUUAACCGCCCUCACCUUCGGCGCUAUGAUCUACAUGCUCAUGAACAUCUGGAAGGCCACAUUAAGCAACCCCCUGAUCGUGACCAUGGACUCUUCCACGUACCCCAUCGCCGAGAUCGACUUCCCUGCCAUCGCCGUGUGCAAUAUCAAUCGGAUUAGUAUGAAGUCCGUUAAGGAACGUGGGGCGACGAUGUACCAAAACAAGAAGAGAUUGCAUCCAAACACCACUCUGAACGACUUCGAAUGGUAUCUGAUGCAAACCGGUCGGCUCUUGGACUAUUCUUACAACGAGACUCUUAGACUACGUCUCCUGAAGUUUACCCCUCAGAACGCGGAGCACUCACAAAAAAUUAUAGAGGGUAUGAAAGGGCUGGCUCCAUCCUGCGAAGAAAUGCUGUUACGUUGUUCCUGGGACGGACAAGAAGUGAACUGUACCGAUAUCUUCACCAUGCGGCGCACUGUUCUGGGGCACUGUUGCGCAUUCAACUACGUGCUUGAGUACGACUCUAUGGGCAGGCCUGACAAAAGCAAAGACCUGAUCGGGAAUGUGAUGCGGCAGAAGCAGGCGGGCAUGCAUCACGGGCUCGUCGUGGUGUUAGAUCCGCUUCUGGAAGACUAUGCCUAUCCUCUGCGGAACGUGGAAGGUUUUGAUAUAUUUCUGUUCGACCCAACUCACUUCGCGGAUCCAAGCGGUGGGCGCGUGCUGCAGCGCGUGUCCCAGCCCAAUGAAGCCAUGGUGUUAGAGCUGCGAUCGGUCCGGCAGAUCGCCACGGCAGAAGUGAGGAAGUACCCCCUUAGCAUUAGGAAAUGUCUCUUCCACGACGAGGUUCCCGAACACUUCGGGAGCAUGUACUCAUACAGCGCAUGCAUUGCGCGCUGCCGGAUCAAGACCAUCCGCUCUCUCUGCAAGUGCACGCCUUACUACUUGCCUGCCGGCGACAAUGGCGAGACUGUCUGCUCACUGUUGGAUCUGUGGUGCCUCAACAAGUAUAGAGAAAAACUUCUCUAUUUCUACCCGUUCAACUCAAACGCCAAGUUUGGGCUCGAGAUGGAACGCCUAGACUCGCUCAACUGCCCCGAGUGUCUGCCGGACUGCGAGCUGACGAAACACUCCACCAAGUCUUCCGUGAUUCCGUUCAGGGAUCGAGGACUCGGAGACCAGGCAGUGCUGCCGGAUCUCGCGAAAGGACUCAACGUCACAGAAUUAACUAACGUAGCGAUGGUGUACAUCUACCAGCCGACAAACGACGGAAUUUUGGACCGGCUCGACGUAGUGUCCUACUGGUAUGAAAUACUGAGUAACAUAGGCGGUUUUGCAGGUAUCCUCGUCGGAUUCUCUAUCAUUAGCGCAGUCGAAAUAUUUUAUUAUUUCGUCAUCCGAUUCGUUCAAGUUCUGUGCUCGAACUGGAAAUUAUAUUAUUAA